AUGUCUGCCCGUGACCCUCGCACCGCUACGCCUAGCAGAUCGUUGACAGAUCUUCCAUUGGAUGUCAUAAUGGAGAUAUUGUUUUACUUGCCCUUUGAGGAUUUGGAAAAUGUUUCCAAAACAUGCAGAACACUUCGAGUCUUGAGCAACGAGAGUAUCACAUACCGCAGGACUGUAAAAGAUCGGUGCGUUGCAUCUGAAUGGACCAAGCGAUUACUUUUCGAUUUUUUGCAUGCCAUAGACAAAAAAGAUGGUCUGUUGGGGUUCAUCAGUUCGGAAAGGAUAUCGAUUGUGAAUUCGCUACAGGAGCUCCAGUCAAGGUUUGAGCUGGGGAACCGAGUCCCCCUACUGCCACCGAGAGAAAUGACACCCUUGCAGAAUUCUGCGGCAUCGGACGAAAACAAAGUCAAAGUCUCUGAGACACCCUGCAGCGAAUCGAGCGGGAAACAAGAAUUAAAACCCAAUUCCUUCGAAAUACCCAAGGCUCGCUUGAGGACAGGCAAAAGGGAUGCAGCUUCUCUCGACAAAGAGGGCAUGGCUUAUCUGCAAAUUCUGCAAGGAUUUCAUAGGAUUGCAACAAACAGUCAUAAACGUUUUGGGCGCAGAAACAGAGAGUUCGCGCGAAGAAACCCAAAUCAGGAAUCAGCCGUGCCGCAAACACCGGACAAAGAACCGAUCGCGAGUGCAACUCUAACUCCAAUUCAGGUCCAGUCACUCGCUAACGAAGACACCACUGCGAUUGAUGUCUUGAAAUCAGAUGAAAACUCACCUGACUCGUCACACCAUUCACGCACCACUAGCUCAAUUUUCUCUGAUACCCCUCGUCUGUCGGACUUGGGCUGGUCCUACAGUGAAGAAUUCAAAAGCUUAGAAAGUAACUCUGACUCGGAGUGUGGAAGUUCAGAUUCGAGUUCUUCAAGUAAAUAUUUGAGACAACUGCAGAGGUCCAACCGGGUCAGUGACAAAAAGAAUCUCUACGAGAAGCUUAACAGCCGAACAAGGAAGGAGCACGAAAUCACAAAUAACAAAAUUAGCGAGAAGGGAUCUUCUGAAAAACUUCGGCCAGGCCCUACCUCCAGCAAAGGCAGGGCAUUCUCCCAAGGAUACUUAGUUGAGCUCGAAAGGUGUAACACACCAGCGGUGCGUACACAACAAACCGCGGCAGAGACAACUAAAGUCUCUCAAGAGUUCUUAUCCCGGUACCAAGAACAUUUAGUAAUUGGUACAAAGUCCAGCCCGGAAGUACCGACUCAACGAAGGUCUAAAACAAAAAAACUUGGGCAUGCACCACAUAGGAGGAAACUGAUUGCUUCAGUCACUGAAGACAACAGAAUUUGCUACGAGAAACUCUAA
Lachancea thermotolerans CBS 6340 is the source of this 1353-nucleotide messenger RNA. RefSeq names its product Mfb1p (gene MFB1). The transcript has a single exon. The record is from RefSeq and is a predicted model, not a curated record. Gene Ontology annotation, molecular function: protein binding. Lineage: Eukaryota; Fungi; Ascomycota; Saccharomycetes; Saccharomycetales; Saccharomycetaceae. Bases 1 to 1353 code for a protein of 450 amino acids.